CCAAACCUCCACUACAUCCAUCUCGCCAAUCGACUCUACUCUGUGCUUUUCUCAUUUUAGACCUGGGCAUUUUACUCUUAACGUCGAUUUUGAUUGUUUUGAUUUUAUUUUACCAACGACAUCCUUCUCGCCUUCACAGUCAAUCCGCACAGCUCAAUUGGAACAUCUGCCUCGACCGACUAGAUACCAAUCACUCCUUCCAUUCGUCUGCUCAAGACCUUCGUCUUGCAGCCUCACUGGGGGCAGUCUCGCGCGACGACAUCGUGUCAAUGACGCGACAGCUGGGAACGAAUUCCACGAGAUCCACCGCCACUGCCGGUGACCUCUAAGCUGACGAACCUGUCCUUCGAACCCUUAGCUGCACCUGUGUGGCUCUAUCUUCCUGGGUGCACAAACGUACCAUAACGACAAACAUGGUAUCAUCACGCAAAAGGGCAUUGCAAGCGGCCGAGGAUGUUCCCUCCGAAGAGCCGUCAAUGCUCCAUCGCAUACGAAAUCAAUGGCAAUUCGCCAACUUGUGUCAGUGGAUCUAUCUCUUCGGCAAGGUCGUCAAAAUUGAUGACAGUCUGGACACAGAAGAUAUCGAGGCCGAAUGCCUGAAGCCGAAUGCCCCGGUCCUCCAAGACAUAGGACUUGCUUUGCUAAAAUUUAUCUCGUCGCAUCGCGGUUUGACGCACGAAAUGUUCGAUGAGUACACGCGGCGACAAUAUCUGGCGAGAGCUCCCGAGAAGAACCCAUUCGGAACAGAGGAGACUGCAGCCAAGUUUGCAGAUCUACAUGUUUUAACCAAGAUACGAGUUCUUCAGCAAAUGACACAAUGGGUCAUGAUCCGCCCCGAGCGCGUCAGAGACAAGAUGGAAGAUCAGAAGGACGUCGACCAAGCUAGCUGGAGGAUAGAGCCCAUCGGUUGGGACAGAGAUGACCGUACCUACUUCGUUCUCGACGACAAUAGAGUCUACCGCAUGACCGAGCCACCCACAAAGCCGGCGACACCCAAGAAGAGGUCAAAGAGUGCCAAGUACGGUUCCCGUUCAAACAAGAGACGGCGUACCUCUGCAGCAAUUGGCGCAGAUGAUGCAGACCAAGCUGUGACAGAACCAGCCGAUCCAGCCGCUUCUGUUGCACCUGAGGAGGAUGGUCUUGGCGGCAUGGAGUGGGAAUGUCUCGCCGUUAGCUUGGAAGAUGUACAGAACUUAAUCGCCUCAUUCCACAAGACCAAGGACGACAACGAGAGGGUUCUUCGGAACCAGCUUCAGGAACACUUGCUUCCGAUUCUGGAGAAGCAAGAGGAGUCGAGGAAACGCAAGGAGCAACAGCGAGAAAGGGAGCUCCUGAAUUUGGCCAAGAUGGCAAAUGCGAAGCGAUCCAGCCGUAUUGCGAACAAGGCGGAGCAACAGAGGCAAGAAGAACAGGCUCAAGAAGAGGCGAAGCUCAUGCAAACUCAACGGGCAGUUGCAAAAAAGGAGGAGCAGCAACGAGUCAGGCUCGAGAAGGAACGGGACUCGAGACUGAUGUCCCGAGAGAAACGACUCAAAGAGCGGGAAGUCCGACGUUUACAACACGAACGCGAGCUUUCCCAACUUUCGGAAGACAACCGCAGUGGUUCAAGUCGUAUAUCAGAGCGAAGACUGCAAGCGGAGAUCGAAAAGAAUAAGCGUGCACUCGAGGAGCUUGAAGUGGAAGAGGACGACUGGAUAUUUGACUGCAUUUGUGGGGUCUACGGUCAAGUUGACGAUGGUACACAUAGUGUGGCUUGCGAGAACUGCAACGUCUGGCAACACAGUAAGUGUCUUGGCAUCAGCGAGACUGAAGCUGAGAAGCCAGAGUUUCAUCUCAUUUGCCAAUCUUGCAAACGGCGUGAUGCCGAGGCAGCGGCAAAGCCCAAGACGACCAUCAAGCUCAAGGUUCAACGUCCAGCGGAUACCUCAUCAUCCCCUUCGAAUCAAAAGCCCCUAAAGGAAAAUAUCACCCACCCGUCAGCAUCAAGGCAGGUAGUGGAGGCUCCAACUCCGAUUGUGGAAGCAACGGCAGGGCCAGCGCCCGCAACUGAUAUGUCAAGAGUUGUCCAAGUUAAGGCAGAGGCGAACUCGCCGAUGGAACAUCGUGGCUCGAGUCUCCUGAGAACAGCGAACGGGACUCCAGCUGCAGAUACUCCUCCGGCCAGAUCCUCUGUGUCCCUGGACCAAGCCAAUCAAGCACAACCAGCCAAGGAGGCCAGCCCUACACCAACAACCCCAAAGAAGGGGGGCAAGGGAGAUCAUCACAAGUUCCACUAUCUUUCUAAUGACAGCGAAGCACUCCCUGGCGGUGGCGACAAGUUGCCAGCAAGCCCAAUACGUGUGGAAAGGACGCCUGGCCCCAUAGACGCCACAUCACCCAGGCAUGGGAACUCGAGCCUGAUGGCCACGCCCAUUAUCAGUCGAGAGCAUGGCAUUCCCGGAUCAGCACAUUCGUCUUUCACGCUGCCCGCUCCAGAGGGUGGACUGUCCCCAACCAAGCACUCCCCCCCCAUGCCACGUCCCCAGCCACCCAGCAUCAAAACUCCUGCGCUUCCGUCUGUACUGCCACCUGUAGCAACACUUUCGCCGUCCCCUCGACAACAGAUUCUGACGCCGCCGAUCAAGCCGAUUGAGCCGGUUCGAAGGCCGCAGCCGUCAAAGGCAAGCUCUGGGUCCGUUUGAAGCGUAAAGGUAAUUCAAUGACUGGGAUUUAUAAAAUAACAGCGCUGCUGGGAAGGCCUUCCCGGCAGCGCUGGUGGCAACGACAUGGCCAUAUGCUUGUGGGUUGGACGGACGCCAGAAGGUCUUUCACAGCGGCCGGUGCUUGAUGUGCUUGGAUGUGUAUGUAGAAUUGUACGACCAACGACUUCUUAGACUAGUAAUGACUGGAAGAUGCGCACGCCAGGAGCCUCAGCUCGACCUAGUUCGCCUGCAUCAACAAGCUCAUGACGAGGAAACGUAAGUUUCCAGGAGUCCCAGCGGCCUCAGGGGUAGAUCACCGAGUGGUUCGCCUUGAUAGACAAUCCAUGAACUAUGUAGUCGCACCUAUUCAGUAUACCAUACC
Molecule: messenger RNA, 3063 nt
Organism: Colletotrichum destructivum
Lineage: Eukaryota; Fungi; Ascomycota; Sordariomycetes; Glomerellales; Glomerellaceae
Product: Putative Zinc finger, PHD-type, Zinc finger, FYVE/PHD-type, Zinc finger, RING/FYVE/PHD-type
Exons: 5
Coding region: 414-2681 (755 amino acids)
Biological process (GO): regulation of DNA-templated transcription
Cellular component (GO): RSF complex
Source: RefSeq, a predicted model, not a curated record